UUUUCGAUCAGUUUCUGGAAAGUGGAAACCCAACAACCUAACACGCUCUUUUGUAGUCGUUCACACUUUCUAUCUCCCUUGCGCGCUAGCUUGAUCCUUACGAUCUCCAUCCGCCAUCGCCAUGGCUGCUGUUGCGAGUCCAGAGAGGGUCGAUUCGUCGCCGCAAUUGGAUGCGUCUUCUUUGAAACGCGACUCCGACGCGUCGUCUGAUCGCUCCUCUCCAGCUACUCUCCCCAGCACCGCCGACGCUCAGGACCGCAGCGAUCAAGACCAAUCAAUUUCCGGUUGCAGCCCUAAAAGAAGCGUUGAAAUGCAGUCUCCAUCAGCAUCGAAGAGUGAAGAGUAUCGACAAUUGUUUCGUCUUCCACUUGAGGAAGUCCUUGUCCAAGACUUUAAUUGUGCUUCUCAGGAGAGUAUUCUUCUCCAGGGUCACAUGUACCUGUUUACUCACUACAUAUGUUUUUAUUCCAACAUAUUUGGAUAUGAGACAAAGAAAAUAAUUCCAUUCCUUGAAGUCACUAGUGUAAAAAGAGCGAAGACAGCUGGGAUCUUUCCUAAUGCUAUUGAGAUAGUUGCUGGAGGAAGAAAGUAUUUCUUUGCGUCCUUUCUAUCCCGUGAUGAAGCUUUCAGGAUCAUUAAUGAUGGAUGGUUGCAGCAGGUUAUCUGUGCCAGAGGAAUUAUAGAACAGCAGGAUUCUAUUUCUGAAUCUGGCAGCCAAGAGAAUGGAAGUAUUGCAAUUGAAAAGGAUAACAGCUCCAAACAGCCAAUUGAUGAAUGGGAUACUAUUGAGAGGGAUAAGGAUGCUCUUUAUCCAACUGAUCCAAUGAUUUUACCAAAUGCUGAAAAUGGUGUUCUUUCAACUCCAUAUAGAGAAAUAAAUGAUAAUGUGGAACAGGAUGUUGAACCAGCUGUAUGCUCUGACCCUUCAUCUUCAACAAAUGCUUGGACAUGGAAAGUGGAGAAUUUUGAUCCACCUGAGAUGCCAGAAUCUUAUAUGAAACUCGCUGAAACAAAGUUUCUGAUAAAAGUAGAGGAGUUCUUCAGUUUGUUCUUUUCGGAUGAUUCAGUUAGUUUCAAUGAAUCUUUUCAUCAGCAAUGCAAAGAUCAAGAUUUUAGGAGCACUUCAUGGUCCCUACAUGAAGAUUUUGGGUAUACUCGUGAUGUUUCAUUUCGACAUCCUAUCAAAUUAUAUCUUGGUGCUAAACUUGGUAGCUGCAAAGAGGUCCAAAAAUUUCGAGUUUACAGGAACAGUCAUUUGCUUAUUGAGACAUCACAAACAAUCAAUGAUGUACCUUAUGGUGAUCAUUUUAGUGUGGAGGUGUGUUGGGAUAUACAGAGAGAUAGCGAUGAAUCAACAGAAGGCUGUGCUUUGCAGAUAUAUGUAGAUGUGAAAUUUACGAAGAAAACUAUCUGGAAAGGCAAAAUAGUGCAGUCUACUCAGGAUGAAUGUCGUGAAGUUUAUGCUUUAUGGAUUACGAUGGCACACGAAUUUUUGAAGCGUAGGAACCUUGGGAGACGAGAAGAGGUGGAUCUUGCUGUGAAUAUGAUUCAGAAUGGAGAAGUUAAUUCUGAGGGGGAAUUAAAGACUAGAGAAUCUCUAGAAAGGGUGCAGGAUUCCAUUGAGAAUAUAAGGAGGCGGCGGUUGUCUGAUUCAAUGGAUGUUAGCCGACAAGCUGGCGGUUUCAUGCUAAGAAAUCCGAACAACACCACACCUAUUUCAAGUUUGUUGAGUGAACAUGUGAAGAAAUUCUGUUCGUAUUUGAAAUGUCAGAGUCCAGUUUCACUUAUCCUAGUUAUUGCCUUUGCUGUGAUCAUCCUGAUGCAGGUAAGCAUUCUCGUGCUACUGAACCGACCACAAAAUGUCCAUGUGGCUUCUCCAGUAGAAUAUAUGUAUGGGUUAAGUGGUGGAUCUGGUGAAAGAUCAGCAGAAGCCCUAGCAUGGUUGGAGAGAAGGAUGCACCAUCUUAAGGACGAGAUGUUUAUGGUUGAGGCUCGGCUAGAGAGGAUGCGACUUGAACAUGCUUCGUUGAAAGCUCAUAUGAAAGACCUAGAUCUACGGAGGCGCAGAUAAAUACUUAAAAUUGUAUAUCUAUUACUCGUUUGUAUAUCUAUUACUCUUCCUCUCUUAUAUUCAAAAGAAUAUGAUACAAGGAAACUUUGUCAUCCAGGGAAUAACAAUGUGUUCCACUAUAACUAGUUAGGUAUGUGGUAGCAUUGAGGAAUGUGGAUGUCGAUUCUAUUCCGGCCAUUAUGGAUGCUUUGAGGCCAUAGCGAACUGGACCGCGACUCCAAUGAUGACUCCAAUGAUAUCGGAUUACGUGGUUUUGUACAGCUUAUUUCGUCCUCUGA
This is a messenger RNA of Tripterygium wilfordii, 2349 nucleotides long. Its product is annotated as protein VASCULAR ASSOCIATED DEATH 1, chloroplastic-like. Gene Ontology annotation, biological process: negative regulation of programmed cell death. The transcript is spliced from 18 exons. Bases 122 to 2071 code for a protein of 649 amino acids. NCBI's taxonomy places the organism in Eukaryota, Viridiplantae, Streptophyta, Magnoliopsida, Celastrales, Celastraceae. The record is from RefSeq and is a predicted model, not a curated record.